GGAAGAAAAUGGAGGCGAGUUUAGUUCAAAAUUACAACGAAAGUACAACGACAACGUUGUAAAGCGUUGAGAUGUAAAAUUAAAGGUCUAUUCCAACACAGGGUCAUUCAACCAGCUGCAGUUUCGAAAAUAUCAUCUCGACACGUAUCCUAAAUGGCUGAACAGGAAUCUACAGAUUUAGAUUUGAAGGAAGACUGCGAGAAAAGGAAGCUUCAAGACCAGGAUCCCGAUUAUGAGUCUGUCUCAGACUACCCGGGGGCAAAGCGGCAGAAAAUCCUGCAGGAGGACGCCAAGGAAUCUACGAUAAAAAAGAUUGCAUCUAUUGUGAAGAAGCAGUUUGCAGUGGAACUGGAAAAUAAAGAACAGGAGAUUCACAACGUGGAUAAGAGAUUGCAUGAAGCCAGAGCAAUGUUGGAUAGAUUGCGAGCUUGCCUUGUAAUCAACUACUACAUGAAGGCUACACCUACACAGUCGUCUAUUCCGUCAGUGCAUCCAGCAGUGAAAAAACACAUUGGCAAAGCGCCAGUGAGCACGCGAAGUCAUGGGACUCAUUCGGAUCCGCCUUCGGCCCGUGCCUGCACUAUAGCAGAGACACGCGAAAUGACCACCGAAAACAACGACCAGACUACAUCUGCCAACGAAGCAAUCUUGAAACCCGCUCAGGAACCUGCAAGUCACGAUCAGUGUCCACCAUCACUGCAAGCCAGCGAGGAAUCCGCGGCGGCAGAUGUCGGCGAAGCGUCAAGCAGAAGUUCGGCAUGCAGUGUCGUCGAGGCGACGGCGUUGGAAAACCAGGAGGAAGGAAAGAAAACGAGGCGGCCUGCGGUGCGGAACCUGAGAGAGAGCAGGCAGGAUGAGAGAGCCGAUGAGCUGGUUUCUAUCGUGAACUUGGUGAAGCCAGUGAGAACUGUGGAGACGAUGGCCGAGAAUCGGCUGUCACGCUUCAAACUUAAGAAACGCAUCAUCAUUGGAAACGUUUCCAAGUACAUUCCACCGGAUCACAGGGAGGGUAGUGAUCAAUCAACGCACAAGUGGAUGGUGUAUGUACGUGGCACGCGUGAGCAGCCAGACAUAAGUGCUUUUGUAAAGAAGGUCUGGCUGUUCUUGCACCCGAGCUAUCGACCGAAUGACUUUGUUGAAAUGAGUCAGCCACCAUUUCAUCUGACAAGGAGAGGCUGGGGAGAAUUCCCUGUCAGAGUUCAGCUCCAUUUCUGGGAUUCGAGAAAUAAACGAGUUGAUGUCCUUCAUAAUUUGAAGUUAGACAAAACAUACACAGGACUUCAGACAUUGGGAGCAGAAACAAUAAUUGACAUCGAGUUGGAAAAGCCACUUCGCGACCACAAGGAAACAAAUUCAUCUUCUGACGCCACCGGAUCACGACAGAUCGAAGCUGACUCGCGAGACGGCCUGCCUCUUAGCGAAGUACCAUCCGAGAAUAGUUUGGCGAUUGAGCCGGCGAAUCGUGGUGGCAUAGAAGAUAUGCCGCAGGGCUCCACACAGCACUCCACGAUGAGCGCCAACGAUGUCGACGUGUCAGUGAGCACGUUGCAAGGUUCCAGCCGCGUGGAAACGCCCGCAUCCGAAACCUGUUUGGCAGUCGGCGGCAAGGGAAUCACGCCGCCGCUCGAAAUCAAUCGAGAACCUGGGGUCGACGUCCCACAUGACUCAGCGGAGAGCGCUGCGUCUCGGAAAACGGAAAGUUCCCGACCUGCCGAGGCCUGGUCGCAUUCUUCGGAAAUCGUAAGCUCCUCGGAAAUCGGACGCAUCAAGCGAGAACCGGGGAUCGACGUCGCUCACGACUCAGCGGACAGCGCCGCGUCUCGGAAAAGUUCCAGGCCUGCCGAGGCGCGUCCUUUGGACGUAAGCUCCCCUGAUCCGCACGCGAUAAAACGCGAGGUCGUCGCCGCGCCUCCGCGGAACACGUCGCAGGUCUCCAACGAUGCGAACCUUCUCCGUAGCGAAGAGCGGCCGGCGAUCGACGUUACCAUGGUAACGGAUGACAGCGAACGACGGGAGGGUGAGGAUGUUGAGCAGUCAGGCUCCGCAUCGCAACCCGGAGCCGUGGGUGAUGACCCUGGUUCUCGUGAGUCCCUGCGCAACAACACGGGCACGCGCCAGCCGAACGAACAUGCGGGUGUGGGUGCGCCAUUCGUCGCCUGUGAGGUGGCGGCGAGCGAGGGAGGACAGCCCGAUCAGACCGGUUGCAUCACACCUGUUUUGCAGCUGACUGCAAGCCCCUCACGAGUGUUGAGUUUGGUGACUGCUACGCACUUUCCCUCUGCUGCUAUCCAGCAACAACAGCAGCAGCAAAAACCUCAUCAGCAGCAGCAGCAACAACAACAACAACAACAACAGCUACAGCAGCAGCAGAAACCUCAGCAGCAGCAGCAACAACAACAGCAACAGCAGCAGCAGCCGCGCUCGGCAAUAUUCACACAGAGUCUGCUCAAGUCGUCUGUGACGUGUCAGCGUCUUGUCGCUCCCACUGGCCAGCCAGCCGCUUUGUCCCCAGACCGCCCGCAAACCUACAUUCGCUGUGUCGACAAGCUAGGUAGGGUUGUUCUUGUCCCCAGGUCAGCAAUCCUCGUAAAAUCACAGGGUACCACGAAGACGAGUCUAGCUGCACUCACGCGCACCGCUGUGAACACUCACCCAAUCACCUCUCCUGUGAACACUCCAACAAUUUGCUCUGCUAUGAACACACACAGGAUUGCCUCUGCCGUGAACACUCAGGCGAACACCUCUCCCGCGAACGCUCAGAAGAUUUGUGCUGUCGUCAACGCUCACGCGACUGCUUCCAGUGUCAAGUUGGCGAAUCCCUCUUCACGUACGAGCACCCAGUUAACUUCCGACGUUGCCGCGGCGCUUCGAGAUGAUCCCUCGAUGCGUGCGGCGUCCAAACUUCCGUGCGGCGACGUGCAGCUCAGGUUUGGUCCACUCAGGAACGGCGUCACAGGCAUGAGUUCGCGCCCCGUCAUGAUAAAGCUGGUGCAGGGUCAACAGAAGCUGCUCGGCACACGCGAACAGCUCGUGAUGUUUCGUCGCCCGCCCCCGCUCGCGGUAACGGGCCACGCGGACUCCGUCGCGAAGCAAAUCGGUAGGCACUCGCUCCAGCUGGCUGGACUGAGGCCUUCCGCAAGCCCCCUGCAGGCUAAACAUUCGACUGGUGUGUCGACGUACGCACAGGUUGCAGUUACUGAGGGUAGCGACGGGAACAAUGAUGAUGAGAUAGUAGGAGAGUUACCAGACACGAUAGAACAUUUGUCCACACCAGAACAGCUGCUGAACUACAUCGUUAAGAAGCAUCCGCUAAUUAGUGCUAAUUCAGAUCGGAGGUCCCGCCCGUGGUCUGUCGAUAGCUUUGAUGCAUUCGCUCGCUGGAACCUCGGAAAGAGAAGAGCGGCAGAGUGGCAGCGAGCGUGCUCGGUCCGACACAUCCUACAGAAGCUGUCGUCGACACACGAGCGAUUUCAACCCGCAGCUCACUGGAGCAGAAAGUACAUCAUGGUCUGGUGUCGGCAGCACUGCUACACGCCUCGCAUUACAGAGGUUCAAGCUACACACGAAGCAGAUCGAAGUCUCGUUCCUCAGGACCUCAGCAGUUACAGUGAUGUUACGCCUCUUCUAGCUCAACUAGAAAAGCUGCAGACAUCUGCAAGCAAACGCCAGAGAGCUGACGAUAGCGUGGAUGUGAUAAUAGAUAUUGUCGGCCUGUCCCCAGGCAAAACUGCGAUUACACCGUUAGAAGCCAAGCCGACGGCCGCGCAGCAGUUGGAACAGGUGGCUCCGUCUCCCUGCGCCGAAUACAUCACGGAACAAUGCGAGAAGAUUGGCGUCAAGUUGAGAGCCGUAGAAUUGGAGCCUGGGGUGGCGUCGCCGGCAGUAGCUGAGAUGAUGCGUUCGUGCGCGCAGCAGUUUGCCGACAACCUCCUCAGGAAGGCUGCUGCUGCGACGUGUAAGAGCGUGCCCGGUCUACGGCAUGCGAGAGAAGUGACGUGUGCUGACCUGUUCAGGGCUCUCGACACAGAACCCAGCUUCGACUUUCUGACAAACAAGUAUCUUGGCAUCAGCGAGGCAGAGCUGAACUCGGCAGCAUUGGGCAACAUGAGUUGAUAUAGGCGUGGUGUAUGCGACACACAACAACAUCCGCAUCCAAUUCUCCCCCGAUGUUAACUCCGCGCAUCAACCAAGGAACUCGUCUGAGACGUCGUAAAUUACUUUGACUGUCGUGAAUCGUAACUUUUACACGGCGCUUCACUGCAAAGGUUACGACGUGCUCGACUCGUGACGUCAGAGGUCUUAUGGCGUGUUUCUGACAGUGGGCUGCAGUAGCGUUACAGCUAGUCAUGUGCCAGGUAUGGUGUGAUCAUGAGCAAGAAGUGCAUUCCCGUAUGAAAACGAUGCAAAGACAGAAUAAAUAGAUCAGGACGAAAACUGUUGCUGUUCUGUGAUUCAUCUUUAAUUAUGCUUGAUAUCAAUGUCAGAUGAAAAAUCAGUUCAAAUCUUACAUGUCCUAUAGUUAAUUCUACCAGGGUAAACACUUGCAGAGUUAGUGGAGGUAGGUAAUGGGACGUGCUCAGUGUAUUGCUGUUGCCGAAUCUUCAGCUAUAAUCUAAAUCAACCGUGCUUUGGCUGUUUGGCCACAUCUAAAAUACGAAAUCGUUUUGAUAUGAUUUUGAAAAUGUCACCACGUCUUACGAUUAUGAAUUUAUGUGGAAUGCCAUUAGAGGUACGUUCUUUUGUGUAGCUCUAAACGAUUUGUCUUGUGGCAUUUCCAAACGAAAUACAUAUUAAUUUUGUAAAGUA
This is a messenger RNA of Priapulus caudatus, 4806 nucleotides long. Its product is annotated as YEATS domain-containing protein 2-like. Gene Ontology annotation, molecular function: histone binding. Bases 154 to 4113 code for a protein of 1319 amino acids. Gene Ontology annotation, cellular component: NuA4 histone acetyltransferase complex. Lineage: Eukaryota; Metazoa; Priapulida; Priapulimorpha; Priapulimorphida; Priapulidae. The record is from RefSeq and is a predicted model, not a curated record. Gene Ontology annotation, biological process: regulation of transcription by RNA polymerase II; chromatin remodeling. The transcript is spliced from 17 exons.